Merops nubicus (carmine bee-eater) is the source of this 549-nucleotide messenger RNA. RefSeq lists its product as uncharacterized. The record is from RefSeq and is a predicted model, not a curated record. The transcript is spliced from 4 exons. The annotation marks the transcript as partial. NCBI's taxonomy places the organism in Eukaryota, Metazoa, Chordata, Aves, Coraciiformes, Meropidae.
AGCCUGGAUUUCUGGAGGCUGCUCUAUGUUCUUCUGAAAGAAAUCCAUGGAGAGAAGUGGACAGAGUCUGAUGCCAUAGAUAAGCAAAUUAGGUUUGUAAAGUCAGCCCUGUGGUACCACGGCUACGGCAGGCCAGAACUCUCUCGGCUCCCCUCCGACGGCUCAGCGGGUAGUCGGGAGCUGCUGCUGGCCUUUUCCUGGCUGCUGCACAGGCUCAGCCUCCUGGAGCAGCUUUUGGCUCGGAACAGAGUAAAGACUGGGGAUGAAACCUCUGUGUGCACGUGUGAAGAUCUGCAUAACAGCCAGAGAGGUACAACUGAAAUAGCACAUGAAUGUGGACUAGAAGACACAGUAGAUGUUCGAUACCUUCAGUGGUUGAAUGGGAGGCUGAGGUUCCAGUGGCGGAGUUUGCAUGCUCAGCACCAAGAGCAAUGCAAACUUCUGCACAAGAUCCAUUUAUUUACUAGUGGCUCCCAUAUGGACCAGACCCUUGGACAUUUUUCUGUUACAGAAACAGAAGUCAUUAGACAACCGGAGAAGCACAAGCAG